UUUUUGAUAAAACAUCAUUCCAGAGGAUCGAAGCGCCGGAGCGACGAGAAUCGUUAGACUUUAGAGUUAUUCUCUUUCAAUUUUACUUCAAAACAGAAAAUGCGUGAAAUCGUUCAUAUUCAAGCUGGACAGUGCGGCAACCAGAUUGGAGCCAAGUUCUGGGAGAUCAUUUCCGAUGAACACGGAAUCCAGCCUAAUGGCACUUACCAUGGAGAAUCCGAGUUACAGCUGGAGCGCAUCAACGUGUACUACAAUGAAGCUAGCGGAGGAAAAUAUGUUCCCCGCGCUGUUCUCGUGGAUUUGGAACCCGGUACGAUGGAUUCCGUCCGCUCUGGUCCAUUUGGCCAGCUUUUCCGUCCAGACAAUUUUGUCUUUGGUCAAAGCGGAGCCGGUAAUAACUGGGCGAAAGGCCAUUAUACCGAGGGUGCAGAACUGGUAGACUCUGUUCUGGAUGUUGUACGCAAAGAAGCUGAAAGCUGUGACUGCCUUCAGGGUUUCCAGCUGACACAUUCUCUUGGUGGUGGAACUGGAUCUGGCAUGGGAACUUUGCUGAUCUCCAAAAUUCGAGAAGAAUAUCCCGACCGUAUCAUGAACACGUACUCAGUUGUUCCUUCUCCAAAAGUCUCCGACACGGUCGUCGAGCCGUACAACGCCACCCUGUCAGUUCAUCAGUUAGUUGAAAACACAGACGAAACCUAUUGCAUCGACAACGAAGCUCUUUAUGACAUUUGCUUUCGCACGCUCAAGUUGACCACGCCUACCUAUGGUGAUUUGAAUCAUUUGGUUUCACUUACCAUGUCUGGUGUUACUACUUGCCUACGUUUCCCCGGCCAAUUGAACGCUGACCUGCGCAAAUUGGCUGUCAACAUGGUGCCCUUCCCUCGUUUGCAUUUCUUCAUGCCUGGUUUUGCUCCACUCACUGCCCGUGGAUCCCAGCAAUAUCGCGCCUUGACUGUUCCCGAGCUGACGCAGCAGAUGUUCGACGCCAAAAAUAUGAUGGCUGCCUGCGAUCCUCGCCACGGACGCUACCUGACUGUUGCAGCCAUCUUCCGAGGCCGCAUGUCAAUGAAGGAAGUCGACGAGCAGAUGCUCAACAUCCAAAACAAAAACUCGUCCUACUUUGUUGAAUGGAUCCCCAACAAUGUCAAGACGGCCGUCUGUGACAUUCCACCUCGAGGCCUCAAAAUGUCCGCCACUUUCAUCGGAAAUUCAACUGCCAUUCAAGAGCUCUUCAAACGUAUUUCGGAACAGUUCACAGCUAUGUUCCGUCGUAAGGCUUUCCUCCAUUGGUACACCGGGGAAGGAAUGGACGAAAUGGAGUUUACCGAAGCCGAAUCCAACAUGAACGAUCUUGUUUCCGAAUACCAGCAAUACCAAGAAGCCACCGCUGACGAUGAGGCUGAUUUCGAAGAAGAUGGUGAUCACGCUGACCAAGACGCUGCCUAAAUACCUUCUGCUGCCCUCUCCGUCCUUGAGUGAACUGCCGAAACAUAAGGGAGAAAUACGUUUUCCAUCUUCAGCACUCUCAGAUAGCCCUUUAGUCCAGCCGAUGUCUGUGCACUUUGAUCAUUUUCUAAACUAAAAUGUCUUUCGCUUCCGAUAUUCUUUUUUGGCUUUCCUGACUGUUUCGUCCAUUUUUAGAAAACCUAGUAGCAACACUUUCGUGUCUUACCACAUUCCUCGCUCUUUUAUGUUCCCUUGUUUUUAUUAAGAAACCCUCCAGAUCUGAUCUCCUUCGUCUGGGCUGUCUCCCUGUGUACAUUCAUCUCCGCGCAAACAAUCUGAACAAAAUAAAACAGGUUAGCAAAGUCA
Messenger RNA from Daphnia magna, 1812 nucleotides. RefSeq names its product tubulin beta chain. Lineage: Eukaryota; Metazoa; Arthropoda; Branchiopoda; Diplostraca; Daphniidae. Bases 100 to 1446 code for a protein of 448 amino acids. The transcript has 3 exons. The record is from RefSeq and is a predicted model, not a curated record. Gene Ontology annotation, biological process: microtubule cytoskeleton organization; mitotic cell cycle. Gene Ontology annotation, cellular component: microtubule; cytoplasm. Gene Ontology annotation, molecular function: GTPase activity; structural constituent of cytoskeleton; GTP binding.